UAGGGCGCGUUUAUAUGACGCGGAAUGUUACAGCGUGUCGGCCGCGCGACGAAAGUAUGGUGACCGCGCGGCGGCCGCGCGGUCAGGCCUGGUGGCCACGCCACUGCGAACCCGAACCAUUUCCAGUUGAUCUUGGUCUUUCUUAAAAUUCACACGUGUUCGUUAUGAGCUAUUUGACUAAGAAGAAUAAAAUUAUGAUUGCAUAUUACUUGUACCGACAAAGCAAAAAGAAAGAAAAAAAGAAUUGUAGAAAAUUUUGGAUUCAUCCUAUUUUAGCACGGCGAGAAGAGUUUGGUGAAUUUCAUACGCUAUACAACCAAUUGCGAGAAGAUGAAAAAGAAUUCGCAGAUUAUUUCCGAAUGGAUGUUAAAACAUUUGAUAAACUACUCAACUUCAUACAUGAUAAAUUGAAGCACCAGAACACUAACAUGCGGGACAGUAUUACCCCCACAGAAAGAUUAGCAGUGACAUUGCGGUACUUGGCAACAGGUCACACGUUUGCCGAUUUAAGAUACGCAUUUAGAAUUGGAAAAACAACAUUAUCGUUUAUCAUUAAAGAAGUGUGUAACUGUAUAUGGUCAGAACUAGUAAACAUAUAUAUGAAAAUACCAUCAGAAAAUGAAUGGCUGAAUAUUGCUGAAGACUUUGCUGUUAUUGCAAAUUUUCCCCACUGCCUAGGUGCUGUGGAUGGGAAGCAUAUCAGAAUAAUUAAACCUACAAAAUCUGGAUCAAUGUUCUUAAAUUACAAACACUUUUUUUCUAUUGUAUUAAUGGCAGUCGUUGACACCAAUUAUAAUUUUAUAUUUGUAGAUAUUGGUGCAUAUGGCAAGGACUGCGAUUCAAGUGUUUUUAAAGAAACUGUCUUUUGGAAGAGACUGCUGAACAAUACACUUAACUUACCACAGCCUGCUCUGAUUCCAGAGACUAAUUUUCAAUUACCGUACGUAUUUGUCGCGGAUGAAGCAUUCGCGUUGCACAAAAAUGUACUGAGACCAUUUAGUGGUCGAGAACUCAAUGAAACAAUGUCAAUAUUUAAUUAUCGUCUUACUAGAGCAAGACGUUAUGUGGAAUGCGCUUUCGGCAUAAUGGCCAAUAAAUGGAGGAUCCUCCAUCGGCCUUCAAAUGUAUCUUUGGAGCUCACAGUCGACAUUGUAAAAACCUGUUGUUUAUUACAAAACUUCAUACAUAAAGAACAGGGCAUAGGUAAUUUAAUUGUCGAUUCAGGCUUUGAACUACAGACACUGUCACGAUCAGAAUAUGCAGAUCCUUUAAUAGCAGACAAUGUUCGUCAAAAUUUUGCUGAAUAUUUUGUUUCUCCUCAGGGCAGUGUACCAUGGCAAAACAAAUAUAUAUAGAUACUCAAAAUUAUCAAAUCACUCGUUUAUUGCAAGAAUAUCACAGUUAAAAAACAAUUUUAAACUUAACUCAAAUAAUAUUUUUUUGCGAUUUAUGAUGAUGAUGAAUGUUCACAAUUUUUUAAUUACCAAAUAAAAGAUGGAAAACUUACCGUAU
Amyelois transitella is the source of this 1512-nucleotide messenger RNA. RefSeq lists its product as uncharacterized. The transcript is spliced from 2 exons. Lineage: Eukaryota; Metazoa; Arthropoda; Insecta; Lepidoptera; Pyralidae. The coding region runs from base 165 to 1355 and encodes 396 amino acids. The record is from RefSeq and is a predicted model, not a curated record.